Molecule: messenger RNA, 1716 nt
Organism: Setaria italica (foxtail millet)
Lineage: Eukaryota; Viridiplantae; Streptophyta; Magnoliopsida; Poales; Poaceae
Product: lecithin-cholesterol acyltransferase-like 1
Exons: 2
Coding region: 128-1486 (452 amino acids)
Biological process (GO): lipid metabolic process
Source: RefSeq, a predicted model, not a curated record
AUCCUGGUAGCAUCGCCAAUCAGUGAGCUCCGGGAAGCACCGUCACCACCACACAACACAGUAGCAGGGAGCACCCUAAUCCCAAAAAGCAACAAGGAGACAAAAGGGAACAAGCGUGGAAGGAAGCAUGGAGGGGCGCCCUUCACUGGCCCCCGCGCCAGCAGCGGUGACGGUGAUGGUCGUUAUGCUGUCGACGCUGAGCUGCUCGUGCUGCGGCGCGUCGUCGGCGGCGAGGGCGGUCGCGGCCGGGCGGCGGCCGGUGAUACUGAUCCCGGGCGCGGGCGGCAACCAGCUGGAGGCGCGCCUGACGGAGGAGUACAGGCCGGCGAGCCUGGCGUGCCGGGUGUGGCCGCCCGUGCGCGGCCGCGGCGGCUGGUUCCGCCUCUGGUUCGACCCCUCCGUCCUCCUCCCGCCGCUCACCAGGUGCUUCGCCGACCGCAUGACGCUCUACUACGACGCCGGCGCCGACGACUACCGCAACGCGCCCGGCGUCGAGACCAGGGUCUCCGACUUCGGCUCCACCUCCACCCUCCGCUACCUCGAUCCAAACCUCAAGCUGCUGACGGGGUACAUGAACACCCUGGCGAGCACGCUGGAGAAGGCCGGCUACGAGGAGGGCCGCGACCUGUUCGGCGCGCCGUACGACUUCCGGUACGGGCUGGCGGGGCCGGGGCACCCGUCGACGGUGGGCACCGCGUACCUGCAGCGCCUCCGGCUGCUGGUGGAGUCGGCGUGCGCGGCCAACGGCGGGAGGCCCGCCAUCCUGAUGGCGCACAGCCUCGGCGGCCUCUUCGCGCUGCAGCUGCUGGCGCGGAGCCCGCUCCCCUGGCGCGCGGCGCACGUGGCGCGCCUCGUCACGCUCUCGGCGCCGUGGGGCGGGUCGGUGCAGGAGAUGCUCACCUUCGCCUCCGGCAACACGCUGGGGGUGCCGUUCGUCGACGCCUCCCUCAUCCGCGACGAGCAGCGGAGCGCCGAGAGCAACCUGUGGCUGCUGCCGGCGCCCCGGGUGUUCGGCAACACCACGCUGGUGGUGUCGCGGGGCCACGGAGACGGCGGCGGCGGCAACCGCUCCUACUCCGCCAAGAACAUGACGCAGUUCCUCCGGGACAUCGGGUUCGAGCAGGGCGUCGAGCCGUACCGCGCGCGGAUCCGGCCGCUCGUCGAGGCCCUGCCGGAGCCCGGCGUGCCCGUGACGUGCCUGGUGGGCACCGGGGUGGACACGGUGGAGAGCCUCGUGUACGGGGACGGCGGCUUCGACGAGCCCCCCGAGGAGGUGGUGUACGGCGACGGGGACGGGACGGUGAACCUGGCCAGCCUCGUGGGGCCGAUCAAGGCGUGGUCCGACUCGCCGGCGCAGGUCGUGGAGGUCGUGGAGCUCCCCAAGGUGUCGCACUCCGGCAUCCUCAACGACAGGAGCGCGCUCGAGCAGAUCAUCAGGAUCGUCGACUCCAUCAACCUGAACGCCACGAGCUAUCAGCCGUCUUGAGAUGCUUUGCAUUGGUAGACGACUGAUUUUAAAAAUUCCACUUCAAACUUUGAGGGUUUUUUUUUUCUAGUUUUUUUGUUAAUUUUAUUUACGAGAUGAUUGGGAUUUGCUUCGUAGUAGCUUUUAGCUGGGACUUUGAGGGUGCAUCUUUUUGUGCACAUCAAUAAGUCAUCUUGUUAGAGGCAAAAAUAAACAAGAGAGUUGGAUUUAGCUUUUUGAACGUUGCAGUU